Molecule: messenger RNA, 303 nt
Organism: Paramecium octaurelia
Lineage: Eukaryota; Ciliophora; Oligohymenophorea; Peniculida; Parameciidae
Source: the annotation of a GenBank genome assembly
AUGAAAAACUUAUUUGUUCUUGUGUUGUGCGUUAUCGUAGAUUCAUCGAAUAAAUGUUCAGAAAUUAAUACAAAUGGAGGUUUUGUGACUGAAAAUGAUGGAUACUGUAUAUAAACUGUGAUUGCAAUAAAUGAGGCUAAAACAUUUUGCUAAAAUUUGAGUCUUGCUCUUUAGCAUAUUAUUUAAAACAUGAGGAGUGUUAAAAUGCUAAUAAAUAGUGCACAUUUAAUGGUGUUACAGGAUGUAUUGCUUUAGCAGACUGCACUAAUAUCAAGUUAAAGAGUCAUGUAAGGUGGAUAAUGA